GUUCUUCUGAGCAGGGGGAGUGAGAGAGAAAGGUUGCGGUGGAGUUCACCAAAGGAACAUAAGACAGACCACUUGUCAGGGCAAGGCACACGCUGCAGAUCCUGCUCCUGCUGAGAUUCACUGGCAUUCUUAUCUUUGGAGAUUUUCUGGGAUUUUGUGUGAUUCUUCUUAGAAAUGGACAACUCUGUUCAUCAAACAACACGUUGCUUCACUCCUACAGACUCGCCACAUGCUCACUACCAUGUGCCAAAGGAUGUGGACAGCACAGCGCUGGGCAGCACAGCAGAGCUCUGUGGCUCCUCAGCAAACAGGAGGGUCGGUCUCAGCAUGCACCGCGGGUAUCUCGUCCUCACUGCCUUCCUGGGGCAACUGCUGGAAACCAUGGGACAGGUGUCCGUCACCCAGCAAGAAGGACAAGUCACCGUGGAGCAGGGAAACACCUUCCAGACCAAUUGCACAUACCAGAGCUCCAACUUCUUAGAUGCGUUGUUCUGGCAGAAGAAGGGACAAGCCCCUCAGCUGAUUUCUUCUCAAGCAGGAAAGGGCACCAAGCAGAAGGACCGUUUCACCACGGAGCUGAACACUGACGGGAAACACAGUGUUCUGCGGCUGAAGGAAGUUGAGCUCUCUGACAGCGCCUUGUACCUCUGUGCUGUGAGUGACACCCUGGUGCAGGGAGCUGCCCUGGCUGAGCAACAACCCCGGAUGGGGAGGGGAUGUGUCUGUGCAAGGCAGAGCUCUGGGAUGGGGCCCUCAGCUCUCCCCUGGCUGCGCUGCUUCCCCUGUGCACUCCAAGAUCUGACAGCCAGAUCCUCUUUCCCAAACGGGGCUGGUGUCUGUGGCUGUGCAGAGAGGGCUGACCCUGACUGGCUGACCUGGACCGCAGGGCUCUACUUUCCUCCCUUCGCGGGCUGACAGAAUAGGGCAGAGCCUGCUGGGAAAUAAGACUCCCCUGGGGGAUUGCUCUCAGCCCCUCAGCCCCAGGGUGAGUAAACCUGCCAGCCCAUGAUAAAGCAGCUUGCUUCGAGCCCUGGCCAGCCCAGCCCAGAGACCCCUAGAAGUAGUCCUGACAGAGAUUUGCAGGGCUUCUUCUCUCUCUUCAAUGAGUCAGUCAAUAAACUGGAUUUGCAUCCCAGCCACCAGGUUUUCUCCAGACCUUCAGCCAGUUCGUGUCCAAAGCCUGUGCCUAAGGGACAGAACAAAUAGAGCAGCCCUUAGUGCCAAAGGCCCAAGAGCUCUCCAUGUUCAUCACAGUAAGCAAUCAGAGCAAGAGAUAAAUGAAGACCUACAGCCCACUGAGUUCGUUGACGUCUCCUCAGGGGAGCUGGAGGCAUGUGUGAUCAUCCUCAGCCCCUGCACAGGGAGCAGUGUCAUAAUGACCAGCUCCUGCGGCAGUGGGGCAUUGCAUGUCUGGGACAAGCUGGGUGUCCUGCAGGCUGCAAAUGCCGAGACCUGGCAGGAGAAACGAGGCUGUGCUGAUGAAGCUUCCUCCAUCUCACAAAGCAUGCUGAAUGUGGUGUUUUGAUGUCCUCAGACUUGAGGACACUCUUUUGUCUGCUUGCGAGAGCAAGAAGCAAAGCAACCCGGAGAAAGAAAAGCUUGGCCCAGGCAGCUCCCAGCAGGGGGCAGCCAUGGGCCCUCUUUCCUCUGUGCUCUCGGGGAAGGCAGCACCAGGCUCAGCCUUGUCUCAGCAGGGGUCUGAUCUACCCCCGGGAUCAUUGCCCCAAGGAUUCUCUGGACACAUUGAACACCUCUGCAGGAACAAUGCCUUCCCUCCUGUUCUUGCCUGGGAACAUGGCUGGAGCUGAUCUAACAGCUGUUAAAUUCCAGGUUGAGAAUCGGAAUGAUGCAAUUAAUAUUGGAAUAAAAAUGUUCCAUUAAGGAAAACAUUUAAAACUUCUUUCUCAUCAUCUUCUUCUGAGCAUUCCACGAACCUGUUCAGAAAAAGCUGAACUGGGAUAUGUAGAGAAUAAAAAUACUUCUAAAAUUUCAUUUUUUUUGUUUCUUUUGCAACAUUCUGAAGCUUAAUUUCUCUUCACUUUGAUUGAAAAAACAAUCACUGGGUUGAUACUGAUGAUAGUGUAGAGCAGUAUUUCUGUUGUCUGGCUGGAAUUUUUAUGGGUUGGGAGCUUCUUUUACGCAGAAAAUUAUUUUCCGUAAUACAGCACUGUGGGAAACAAAGAAAUCUUUCACUAGC
This is a messenger RNA of Cygnus atratus (black swan), 2197 nucleotides long. RefSeq lists its product as uncharacterized. NCBI's taxonomy places the organism in Eukaryota, Metazoa, Chordata, Aves, Anseriformes, Anatidae. Gene Ontology annotation, molecular function: peptide antigen binding. Bases 175 to 915 code for a protein of 246 amino acids. The record is from RefSeq and is a predicted model, not a curated record. The transcript is spliced from 3 exons.